Plectropomus leopardus (leopard coralgrouper) is the source of this 3324-nucleotide messenger RNA. RefSeq names its product ATR interacting protein (gene atrip). The record is from RefSeq and is a predicted model, not a curated record. Lineage: Eukaryota; Metazoa; Chordata; Actinopteri; Perciformes; Serranidae. Gene Ontology annotation, biological process: DNA damage checkpoint signaling; DNA repair.
CGGAACAACAACCCGAACACACUUUUAAUGACAGCGUUAUUUUCGUGUUUAGCAGGUGUUUAAAUUAAUUUGACAGUUUAUUUCAGUACUGAGGUUGACGUCUGAAGAAUCGCCAUUAUCAGAUACAGCUAACGUCGUUUUCAUUAAGUUUUCUCUGGUAUUUAAAUACUGUUGUGACUGAGUGAGCUGUGUUAGCUUAGCAGGCUAAUUUAUCAUUUGGAAUCACAGCUAACGUUAGUUAUCCAGCGUUAUCUUUGUAGCAAAAACCGCUAACGGGAGCUACAGCAGCAGCACCGGGAGAUAAGCAUGAACUACCCCCCCACCAAGAGGCUCCGAGGCCUGAACAAGGAUGUAGCGACGGCGGCCUUUGAUGACCCGUUUGGUGAUGACGAGGACUUCACUCAGGAUGAUCUGGAUGAGAUUGACAUCAUCGCCUCGCAGGCCAACAUCGCAGCAACAGCAGCACCUGGGCUUGGAUCUAAACCAGGGACCAAACCCGUGGAGUCGGCCCGCGGGUCGGCCCGGCUGCCGUCUGCAGGGCACAGCAAAUCUGUCAGCAGAGCUGCAACCAAUCAGAGCAGAGAGAACACGUUUGGGUUCAGCAGCAGCAACAGGGGGAAUGCUGGGAUACCAAGCAGAGAGCCUCUCGGUAACAGACAGCAGCUGCAGUUUGGGUCGGACAGAGACAACUCCUACAGUCUGCUGGAGGCUCAGCAUGCAGAGCUAAAGAGGAAGCUGAAGGAGGUGGAGGAGGAGAUUGUGAUGAAGAGCGGAGAGAUUCGAGUCCUGAGAGACUCUCUGAAAGGAGCUCAGCAGGAGAAGGAGGCCCAGAGGCAGAACCACAUCCUGCUGGAGACCCAGAGACAGAAAGAGCAGAGCGACAAGGAGAAGGAGCUCAACAGGAAGGUUCAGUCUUUGCAGUCAGAGCUACAAUUUAAAGAAGCCGAGAUCAAUGAGAUGAAGACCAAACUUCACAGUUCAGACAAAAACAAGUUGGCAUCUCCGCUUUCUAGAAACAGUCCUAAAGUGCUCAACAGUCUCGCCCAGUUGCAUCAUGGGAGUGGCAGCAGCUCCUCCUCUCCAACAGCAAACGGUUUCAUCACCAAAGAGUCGUUUGGAGCCAACGUCCCAUCCAGGACGACGACUCCACUGAAGACACGGAGAGACGCGGACAGAGGGUCGUCCGGCAGCAGAUCCGGUGACAGACAGGAAGUGUCUCGUCCAGACCCCUUCCUGUCGGUCAGACCUGCACACCUGCAGCACCGAGGCGGCGUCCUGCUGGGGUUGUUGCUGCAGCAGCCUUUGUCUCCCAGCAGCCUCGGUCUCUCUCACCUGCUGUCUAUGAGUCUGACUGACAUCCACCUGAAAUCCAGUGAGCGGUCUGAUGGUUUUCUGCUCGACUCUGAUGCUUCAGCCGGCAUUUGCGGUGAUGGCGGCGGGACUCUGGGAGCUCCUCUGAGUCCAGUCCAAAGUCUAGCUGUAACUGGACUCAACAUGCUGAGUCAAAGCCGACCAGCAGCUGCAGCCAGCAGCAGGAACAACAGGUCGUGUCCCGGCGCCGUCCUCCUCCUUCCUCUGUUGGACCUCCAUCUGUCUUGGCUCUGUCGGGCUCUGGACUCGCUCCGCUCCUCUUCCACUGGCAGCAGCGGCUCAAACUCCACCGCUGCCAGCUCACUCCCAGCGGGCCGUGCUGCUCCUGCUGCUGGACUGGGGAGAAUGGAGGAGGCUGGUUUGACUGGUUUCAGCGUGGAGGACACUGGUUUUGCUGCUCUGAGGCUCCUCUACCUGCUGCUGGCCCACAGUGACGAGGUGGUGGAGGCUGUGUUGUCCAAGAAUCAGAGCGGAGUCACAGACAAAAAGACUGAGCGCCCUGCUGCAGGUGUGGGUCUGGGCUCCCAGAAUGCCUUGCUGCAGUCUGUGUUGCGGUUGUGUGAAGCUGGUCUAGGUGGUUUUGGCUCACAGAAUGAGGACCUUGUCCUCAGUGCCAUGAAGACCCUGUGUGUCCUCAUUGAGAGGACGCCAAACACCCACAUCGACAGGUUGCAGUGUGUGUUGCAGGUGGUGUGUGUGUGUUUGUCGGCCGACUGCAGGCUGCAGACAGUUUCGGGGACUGUGUCUGUCCUCAAGUCCAUGUCCGACCACCAGACACUGUCUCAGCAGCUCUGCUCUCAGCACGACCCAUGUGUUUUCCUGAAGUUGUUCCAGUUCAUCAGAACCAGACCAGACAACCAGGCAACACACACAGACUGGAUUCUGCUGGACCUGCAGGUGGUUCGCUUGCUGAGCAGACUGAUGACUCAGAGAGCAGAGAGCUGGACCUCCAGCCAGCACAGCAGCUGUCAGUGUUACGCUGAGUUUGUUCAGACAGUGGUGAUUGUUUUCCAUCGUCAGUGGUUGGAUCUUCGUGGUUCUCAGGAUCAGACCGACUCAACAGGUUUGACCCCGCCUACGCAGAAGUGCUCCGCCCCCUCGUUGUCAUGGUGGCACGGCCCGGCGGCGUCUCUGCUCAGAGAGUGCCUGCUGCUGCUGCACUGGCUGCUGCUGCAUCACGGCAGCUUCUCAGAGAGCUGCAGGCCGCUGCUGCACAUGUAUGACCAGGUGAUCCCUGCAGUGCGAGACACGCUGAGGAAGAUCCCCGAGCUGAGCGAGAGCGAGGAGCUGGCGUUGGAGGAGAUCUGCCGCUCAGAGGGCGACGACACUGACGACAUGGACACUGAUCCUGGCUCCUGAUUGGCUGCAGACACGAGGGACAGUUUUCUAACUGUUGAUUGGAUAUUUCAGACUGAGACGAGGACAGAGCAGUUCUGUGAUGAAAUGGAUGGUGGAGAGAAAUUAAGGAUCAGAGGAAAAUUCAGAGGUCUGAAGUGACAGACAGUCACAGGAUUUAUUCUGCUGUCUGAUGUGAUUUAAUAAUAAAACAUGAAGGUGAGACACACAGCUGCUGCUCUCAAAGUCAUUCUGUACGUUUCUUUCCUCCCUGUCUUUCUUCACCUCUUGUUGUUCGGUUUGGGCUGCUGUUACUUCUCUCUGUGCUUCACACGUUUAUUAAAUACAUUAACACGUGGUUUUACACUGGAUACUCUGUCUGGCUGUGGUCCCACAUUUACCAGUAUGCCUCCUGACAGCAUUUUGUAGGAGAAACAGCCUCAAAACCCCAAAAAGCUGCAGGCUCUUUAGACAUGUUGCCAAACAGGAAGACACACACAGAAAACAGUUGUGGGUCUCUCCUCAAAUCUGUCAUAGACUUUUCAUCCUUCAAAAGUCUUAAGAGGCAUUGAAUUCAUUAAUCUAAAAAUAACCUUAAUUUGCAUUUAAAUGUCUUAA